Molecule: messenger RNA, 2787 nt
Organism: Cylicocyclus nassatus
Lineage: Eukaryota; Metazoa; Nematoda; Chromadorea; Rhabditida; Strongylidae
Source: the annotation of a GenBank genome assembly
AUGGAGUACUGGCUCACUCUUCUUGGGGUUCUGCUGUUGACCUCUUAUCGAAUAGCGGCAUCUACAAAGGAGAUCGACGUCUUUUUAAGUGAUAGCGUCCAAGUGCCUAUUAGCACGUUCCUGCUCAAUCUAUCCGACAACUUCGAGAUCAUUGUUCGGAGCACCGACGUUGAAUAUAGUACAUUUUGCUCUAAAAUUCCUCGCUCUUUUGUUGAGGUGGAAGGACAGACGGCUCUUUUCAUAGUUUCGUCUACUUUCGGAAAUCCUCUUUGCGAAAAGAAUGUUAAAGGAAAUGUCGUGCUAGCGAAACUCACAGGCCAAACCAUAACCUAUGGAAGUGCCUUCGUGCAAGAGAGUGGUCUUAUAGAGGGCCAGUUCACUGAUCUUGUUGAUUACCUCAACAGCAUCACCUUUGUCAGAGAAAUUGUUCACAAUGUAGGAGACACUUACGUCGGAAUUAAGGAGCGUGUUAGUCUCUUAAAUCCAAUUGUAGUACCAUAUUGGGUUGCUAUACCCGUAAUUGUGCUAUUGAUAAUUUUGAUUUGUGCCAGCUUUUUUUUCUACAUCAAAAGGCCAAAACACAUUGAACCAUCGUAUAUGGAACUGGGAAAAGGAAGGAAGUUGCACAAAUUGAGGGAAGAUGUAGAAAACAACACCGAUGUCACGGGAAAGCACAGAACUAAAAAAAGCUCCGCAAGCGAAGAGCGGUCUAAAUCAAGAGGUAGCAGGAGGGAGGGCAAUUCCAGAUCGCAAGUAGAAAGCGAUCGUGAGAAAGCUAAGUUCUCGUCAAAAGAAACUUCUGCAAAAAGAAAGAGAGCCGAGAAAGAAGAUGAGUCUUCUUCAAAAAAAGCUCCUGCGAAGAAGAAGAACGCCUCACAACUGCCAAGCGAGUUGAAGAAGCGCGGCCGUCUUGAAGUGAUUGCCAAACCUGUAACGUCUGCCGAAUUUGAAAUGCAUCUGCAUCGGCUUGCUCAGUUUACUGUCGACUACUAUAACAAUCCGACGGUAUAUAAUGUGACGCCGGACGUGCAACCCGGUUUUUUGUACAAUGGCAUGCCCAAGAAUGGCCCGGAAGAUCCAGACGAUUUUGAUACAAUAUUCGAAGACAUCAAAAGUAAAAUUAUGCCUGGCCUGACGCACUGGCAGCACCCAAAUUUCUUCGGAUAUUACCCGAUUGGACGCUGUUUUCCGGAUAUGCUCGCAGAUUUCCUUGUUUCAGCGUUGACGGUCAUCGGAUUUUCUUGGGACUCCUGUCCAGCGCUGACAGAAAUAGAGCAAGCUAUGAUAAACUGGGUUGGAAGAGCAUUUGGAUUGCCAGAAACCUUUCUGUUCCAAGACUCGCCUGAAUCUAGCCAAGGCGGUGGAACAGUGACAGAAUCAGCGUCGGAUGCAAUUUUUUGUGCUCUUCUUGCUGCGAGACAGUGGAAGAUAAAUCAGGUAGUUGAAGAGCAGCGACGUAGUGGAGUAGUGAAAUACGAUACAAUACAUGAUAUUGCAAAACGAUUAGUUGUAUACUGCAGCAAAGAUGCGCAUUCUUGUAUUGAAAAAGCUUGCAAACUUGCAAUGCUUAGAUGUCGUCCGAUACAAGCAAAGGAAGAGAAUCAGUGGGGCAUCACUGGGGAGCAAAUAGAAGAACGCAUAGAAAAGGAUCUCAAAAGAGAUCUGAUACCUUGCUUCAUUCAUUGUACACUGGGGACAAUUCCAACCGCUUCUUGUGACAAACUAACAACGAUAAGUCCUGUUGCGAGCAAGUAUGGAACGUGGCUACACGUUGAUGCUGCUUACGCUGGAGGGACUUUUGUAGAGCCAAAGUAUCGCGACGUAGCAGAAGGUUUAGAAGCCGCUCACACUAUUAACAUCAAUCUUAGCAAAUUUCUGCUUCAUUCUGCUACAUUAUCAAUUAUUUGGACCCGUGAACAGAAAAUUUACAAAGACGCAUUUGCUGGCAAUCCUGCGUACUUAAAACCAUCUAGAGCGACUAUAGCGGACCAAAGGGAUUGGGGUCUCCACUUAAGUCGCCGUUUCAAAGCGCUCAAAAUAUGGUUUAUCCUACGUCUCUGCGGUGUUGAAAGCCUCCGUCUAUACGUUAACAAGAUAUGUGAGAUGGCAAGCUAUUUUGAGUCACUUGUAGACCAACAUCCAAAUUUCCAAAUCUUCACAACCAGAAAUUUUGGGUUAUUUACAUUUCAGUACAUUGAGCCAAAUUUUUCAAAAGAAGAGAGGAACCUUCACACACUUCGGCUUCUUCGUUUCUUCAACGAGUCGCAUAAAAUCUACUUUACGCAUGGAAAACUUGCUCGAAACUUCAUCAUUCGUGUCUCAGUUGGUUAUGAAAGAACGACGAAGGAAACAAUUGAUAGUGCCUUUAACAUAAUGAAGACAUUGACUGAAGAUUACAAGAAAAGGAAACAUGAUCCAAUGCUGGUUAGACCUCAUGCGAGGAGUUUUUCGGAAGGUUCAGCACCUCCCACAGAUGCAGACGUCAGUGUCGCCAUUAUCAAAAAGGUGAAGAAAGCCGAGGAACAGGCCAAGAUGACAGAACAGUCGGAAGACAUAAAGACUGCACGGGCUACAUCACCUGGGAUGACAGAAAAAUCGGAAGAAAACAUAAAGACUGCACGGGCUACAUCACCUGGCCCUUCCGCACCUCCAAAACCUGCCGAGUUAGACGUUGCUGAAAAGGUUACCUCUGAAGAACAAACGGCAUCCACUGAGGGUGAUAUACAUACUGCUGUUUCCUCUACCCCCAAGAAAGACGUUGUCGAAGAUGCAUCUCAAAAAACUUAG